Messenger RNA from Ostreobium quekettii, 789 nucleotides. Lineage: Eukaryota; Viridiplantae; Chlorophyta; Ulvophyceae; Bryopsidales; Ostreobiaceae. The record is from the annotation of a GenBank genome assembly.
AUGGCGGACGUCCCGUUCUGCCUGGCCGUCUGGAUCCAGUCGAGUCGCGUGCCAUGCCCGGUCGAUGAUCGGGCAGGGAAUGCAGGAGCCUCGCUGAAGAUCGAGGAGGACUGGCUGGUGCCACAGCUUCAGGGGGAAGACAUCCAGUUCACCUCUGAGGAGAUCGAACAGACUGUCCAGGAGAUCACUGGCAUCGCGACCGGGAGUGUGAAGGUCUUUUCGGACAGCGACAGCGUUGACCUAGAUGCCACUGACCAUGACAUCGAUGCGGUCAUCGACCAGGCCAACAUUGUGCCAGCUGGACAGGGCAUGCAGCAGUUGGCCAAAAUGACAAACAUUAUGCUGAAUCGCCCAUCCAUCCAGCAUGAAAUUCUUCAGGCCCUUCAGCAGGAGCCAGAGCUCAGGGACAUGAUCGAGUCCAUGGCUACUCGACAGGGUGAUACUGCAUUCCUUGCCUUUGGUGUCCAGAGGCCAGCACUGUUGGGUACCGAUCCUUGUGUGGAGGAUGUAACUGAUGGAGACAAGAAGAAUCUCUUGCAGGCCCUGAUGCACGACAUUGCCCAUGGGCUCGAGGUGGCGGGCGAGGGUGUCACGGCUGCUGGCCAGCGGGUCGGCAAUUUCCUGGGCCGCCUGGGCCGCUGGCUGCGCGGAGCGGGAGACGCAGCAACCCGUGACAACACCUCCAAUGGUGAAAAGGUCAUUGGCCUGACGCUCUGCUUCGCAGCCAUCGUGAUGGCCGUCCUUGUGGCCAAGCGUGUGGGAUUCAUCCGUGUUGUCUCCCGCCACUGA